Rhineura floridana is the source of this 4088-nucleotide messenger RNA. RefSeq names its product atos homolog B (gene ATOSB). The record is from RefSeq and is a predicted model, not a curated record. Bases 845 to 2521 code for a protein of 558 amino acids. Lineage: Eukaryota; Metazoa; Chordata; Lepidosauria; Squamata; Rhineuridae. The transcript is spliced from 12 exons.
CCAAGCAGCUGGUAGGAAAUGGACCUCCGUGAGUCAGAAGAGAGUCAGGCGGCGGCGAGGGGCUGGAGGGUCGCCCCAAGGGAGGGGACAGCCCCAGGCGAGGCGGCGGCUGCUGCUGCUGCUCCUCUGGGGAGGGGCCAGGAGGCUGCCAGGAAUAAGCUGCUGGAGUUACUUUGAAUUCCAGAGGAAAGGGACAUGCAAUCAAAUCACAAAAAAUGCACACCUUAACAUGGUGAGGGGGCUUGAGUGUCUUGAAGAAGCUGAGAGCAGUGCCGUCAGGAGUCCAGACCAAGAGGCUAGGCUCCCAGCAGGGGCACCCAAGGCAGAAUGGUCAAAGCUGAGACACCAGACUAAGAUGCAUCCAGACUCAAAGGCAAUGGUGCUGAUCAAGGUGCUCUGUCAGGAUCGUGGGUCUGUGGGAGCGUUGCCAGAGGAGGAAGAGUGCUAUGGGAGAGGGUCUCUGCUGCUGCGGUGGCUCUCCAUUUGAAAGGUCCUCUGGAACUGCUGUGCUGCUGCUGCUGAGUUGCCCUGACGGCCCACAAGGACUUUGAGGUGGCCCAGGGUCAGAGCUCGAGCCUUAGCCCGUGAUGGUGGGAGCCAUUCCCCGACAGCCAGGCCGCUUCUGGGGAGUGCCGGGGUGGCAGGUGUCGCCAUCCAGUUACACCAGUAACCACCUGCUGCUGGAGUGGGAGAGCAGGACAGCCUGUGGGAGAAGGAGGAGGAGGAGGAGGAGGGUUCAUCUGCAGAGGGAUGCGGCCAUGAAGCACGCUUCCUAGCAGGCUGCUGGUUCCAGACACCCUAACCCCGUGGCACUUUAGCGCCUGUCCCUCCACCGCCACGCCCCAUGCGGCACAUCAACCCUGAGCCAGGCCUCCUCCCCCAGGAGUGCAGCUCAGACACGAGCCAGCAGGAGGAGGAGGGCGAGGAGCCACACCCCUGGCGCCGGCACCAUGAGGUCCUGAUGGGCUGCAGCCCCCCGGAGUUGACGUGCCAGAAGGUUUACCAGGUCUCCAUCUUCUCCCCGCUGGCUGGCUGCUCCCGACCUUCAGAGCAGAGGUCACCCGGGCGGCAGCCCAUCAAGCGGGCCUGCCCAGAGCCCCAGCGGGCAGCUGAGGGCACGUGGGAUGCCAAGAGAGGUCAUUGGGAGGGUGAUGACGCCAUUGAAGAUGGGCUCCUGGUGGAUGAGCUCUCCCUGGGGGGGGCAGCCCAGCACUUCUCCCACAGCGGCCUCCGGGUGGUGGAGCAUCGCCGGGAGGGUGGCCCCAGCGCCACACAGGCACCGCACACACCUUGCGACACUUUGCACACAAGAGACUGCGCCCCUGCCUUGCCGGGGGGUGGCCCCAUGGACUGUGGCCCCGCCCGGAGGCAAGAGGAGAACAGGGCCCAGCAGGACAAGGGGGCUGCCAGCCAGACUUUCCUACUUGAUCCUGAUUUGCACAACCUUGCACAUCAGUCCCAGCCGGGCCAACCGCCGCUGGUGGCCUGCGGGCACACGGUGCCUGCCACUCCACCGGCAGCUCAGGGCUCCGACACCAACGGGCUGGGGUCUGCUGAGAAGACACCAAGCGCCAGCGCCCAGCUUCCUGGAGGCGCCUGCCCAGCGAAGCGGAAGCUGCUGCCCUCGGUGGAAGGAGCGCCUGACACGGGCUCUGAGGAUGAGAGCCUGCCACCAGCACGGAAGAAGAAGAGGGCCCCUCAGUGCCCCCCUGUGCCAGCCUCCUGCCGCAGCACUGAUGCCAAGGGCGCCCCCUUCUGGAACCACCUGCUUCCUGCAGCCAAGGGCUCAGGAAACAGCAGCGCUGCCAGCUGCCCCCUGAAGACCGGGCUGCGGCUCAAACAGAGACAUCUCCACAGCAGCCUGCGCAGGAGUCUGGUGGGCAGCAGGCUCUCCACCACCCCCUGGGCCACAACCUCCACCAGCCGUGCCCUGCUGGGGAAUUUUGAGGAAUCCAUCCUGAAGGGGCGCUUCCCACCGUCUGGCCGGAUCGAAGGUUUCACUGCAGAGAUUGGGGCCAGUGGCUCCUACUGCCCUCAGCAUGCCACCCUACCUGUGGAAGUCACCUAUUUCGAUAUAGCAGAGCACAGCGCCCCCUCGCCCUUCCUGGGAGUCAUUGAUUUGGAAGCCUUGGGCAAGAAGGGCUACAGUAUUCCCAAAACAGGCACCAUCCAAGUGACCUUAUUCAACCCCAACAAGACAGUAGUGAAGAUGUUCCUGGUGACCUACGACCUCCAUGACAUGCCAGCCAACCACAUCACCUUCCUGCGCCAUCGUAUCUUCCUGGUGCCCGUUGGUGAGGAGCCCGGCCCCAGCCCGGCCCCCGGGGAGCUGCCCAGGAGGGUGCUCUGUUACCUGAUGCACCUGAGGUUCCAGAGCUCCAAGUCGGGGAAGAUUUACCUGCAUGACAACAUCCGGCUGCUCUUCUCGCGCAAGUCGAUUGAGAUAGACUCGGGGAUCCCCUAUGAACUGAAGUCCUUCACAGAACUCCCACGCAACCCUCGUUACUCUCCACGGGCCUGAGGGAGGGAGGGUGGCUGGAUGGGGGAGAGCCGCACGUGGAGCCACCAGCACUUUGCCGGAUGAAGAAAGGAGCCAGAGAGAACCGGGGGCUGGGCUGGAGGGAGGCCGCCGUCCCUGCAAAGGCUGAGCUGUGUGUGUUGCGUGUUGUCAGUGCUUGGUCUGGAGAAAGGCCUGCGCCCAGCCCGGGCCACAAAUGCAAAGCGUCUCAAGCUCUACUUCUGGUGCCCUGUGCCAUUGUGCGGGGGCCAAGAGGGUACCGGAGAAGGGGCGGGGGGCUGCUACCUGGGGGAAGGGGGCUCUGAUGUCAGGAUUUGGGGCCACCUGAGUUAAGGGGAGGGUGAUAUAUAGGUUGAAAGUGGGGAGCAAUGAAAGGUCUUGGGGGGGAAGAGUAAAGAGACUGAUUGCAGCCUUGACAUGCAGAGUAGAGCCCCGCAUGUAGGCUGACAUCUGGGCUGGAAAGCUCAGGUUGUUGCAUGAGUUGCUGAUGUAUUUGGGGAGUUGAGGCCUCAAAGCCUCGCCUGUCCAAGCUUAUUGUGAUGCCUCUUGAGGAGAGGAAAAGGCCCGUGGAGGCCCGUGUGUGCCAGGGAGCAAGAGGGUAGCCCCGUGCUUGCUUGUAGCUGCAGCUUUCCUGGGUCUGGCGCACGGAGGGAGGGUGCCUCCUUCCCCCAGAUGCUGGGCUCGUGUUCCUCUGCUUCCACGUGGCCACCCUCUCGCAUUCACCCACCCCGUCUUCUGCCAGCCGGGCGAGACCUGAGGCCAGUCCCCUUGAGGCCUGAGGUGCAGCUGGCCCAGGUGGCCCACGGCUGCAGCACAGGCAGGGAACCCAGAUGCAGCGCGAUUCAAGGCAUUGCCGGGGAAGGGCCCUGCUCCCCAUGCUGCUGCGGUCCCAAGAGGGGGGACACAGAAGGCUCGUCUUGGCAGGGGGGUUUUUUGGGGGGGGGUUUCCUGAAUGGCUGAACGAGUGUCGCUGCUGUGACUCAAAGCCUUGAAUCGAGAUCAUUGCCCCCUUUCCCCACCUCAGGUUGAAGAGGUAAAUGGUGCCAAACUAGAUGAUGUUGCCAUGGAUGGGGGGAGGGAACGUGAGCAGAGUUGAGGUUGGUUUGGGACUCUUGCAUGGUGGUUUCCCUGUAUUAUUUUGUUUUUAAAAAAACAAGUUUCUUGGGGGUCAUAAAUGCUGCCUUUGCAAUCACCCUAAGGUCUGUGUGACUCUUCCCCAUUUCAGAGGGGGAUGGGGGAUGCAGGGGCAAUUUGCACCAUUUCAGAAAGAAGAGAGGCAUUCUUGCUUCCGUGAAGGAUUUUGGCCUGGCUACCACAGCCUUUGAGGAGGAGGGGUGUCAAUUCCUCCACCCUCCCUUCUGAACUGCCCCAUUCUCCCUGGACCUUUUUGGUUUGAGUUGCAUCUCCUCCCACAUCCUUCUCCCAGGAUGCAGCAGUGAUGGGGAGAGGAGAGGUGCAACAAUUGUAGACACUUGAAAAUAUUUAUAUUUUAAAAAAAGACAGAAAGAACUGUACCUGAUACUUUCUCUCUUUUUUUGAAAAGAAAAUUCUAUAAAUGUGUGUUUGGAAA